Molecule: messenger RNA, 1050 nt
Organism: Panicum virgatum (switchgrass)
Lineage: Eukaryota; Viridiplantae; Streptophyta; Magnoliopsida; Poales; Poaceae
Product: putative disease resistance protein RGA3
Exons: 2
Coding region: 1-906 (301 amino acids)
Biological process (GO): defense response to other organism
Molecular function (GO): ADP binding
Source: RefSeq, a predicted model, not a curated record
AUGUCGCUCAGGGCAUCAGGGGAUUGCGCAGUGGAGGAGCUAGAGGAACCGGAGGCAAGGGCAGAGGUGGAGCUGACGUCCAUGGCAGCGGAAGGAGGCGAGGAAGGCGAGGAGAAGGGCAGCAGAAUCCAAAAGAAAGAUCAGAAGGUUGUCCAGGUGCUGCCUAUCAUUGGAAUGGGAGGUUUGGGCAAGACCACACUAGCCAAGAUGGUGUACAACGACCAUAGAGUCCAAAAUCACUUUGAAUUGAAGAUGUGGCACUGUGUGUCUAAAAAUUUUGAAGCCACAACUAUUGUCAGAUCUGUCAUCGAGUUAGCUACAAAAGGAACAUGUGACCUGCCUGACAACAUGGAGCUGUUGCAAGGCAAACUGCAGGAAGUGAUUGGUAGGAAAAGGUUCUUACUGGUUCUUGACGAUGUGUGGAAUGAAGAGCAGCGCCUGUGGGAGGAUGACCUGAAGCCUCUAUUGUGUUCUUCUAAAGGUGGAUCUCGAAGCAUGAUACUUGUCACUAGUUGCAUCCAGCAAGUGGCCUCCAUAAUGGGCACCCUUCCACACCUUGAGCUAGCAUGCCUUAGUGAAGAUGAUUCAUGUACAUUGUUCACAAAGAAAGCAUUUAAUAGUAAAGGGGCACAAGAGCAGACAGAUGAGUUGGUCAUUUUGGGAAAACACAUCGUUAAUAGGUGCAAAGGACUACCUCUUGCUCUGAAGACAAUGGGUGGGUUGAUGAGUACGAUGCAUCAAGUUCAGGAAUGGGAGACCAUUGCAGAAAGCAAUAUAGGUGAUACAAACAAUGGAGUAUUGUCCAUACUAAAAUUGAGCUACAGAUACUUGUCAUCUGAAAUGAAGCAAUGCUUUGCAUUCUGUGCUGUUUUCCCUAAGGACUAUGGAUGGAGAAGGAUAAGUUGAUCCAACUAUGGAUGGCAAAUGGUUUCAUUCAUGAAAAGGGAAAUAUGGAUUUGACAAAGAAAGGUGAACUUCUUUUCAACGAGUUGGUUCAGAGAUCCUUUCUUCAAGAUGUAGAUGUGAAAGCGAUUGUUUAUGGAUAUAAAU